AUGAAAUGGAGAAAAGAUGCAAAAGAAGGAAUAGUUGUGGCUGGAGGAAAUGGUCAAGGAAAAGAUCUCAAUCAGUUGUCUUAUCCUCGAGGAGUAAUUGUUGAUGAUUUGGGUCAAAUCUAUGUGGCAGAUUGGGGGAAUCAUCGAAUAAUGCGUUGGUGUGAUGGAGAAGAAGAAGGUGAAAUUGUUGUUGGGGGAAAUGGAAAAGGAAAUCAACCAAAUCAAUUGAAUAAUCCUUAUGGUUUAUCUUUUGAUAACGACGGCAAUCUUUAUAUUGUUGAUGGUUGGAAUCAUCGAAUUCAAAAAUUCGAUAUCGUUUUGUAA
Molecule: messenger RNA, 324 nt
Organism: Adineta steineri
Lineage: Eukaryota; Metazoa; Rotifera; Eurotatoria; Adinetida; Adinetidae
Source: the annotation of a GenBank genome assembly